AUGCAGUUCAUUACACACCUCGCCGUUGUCACUGCGGCUAUGCUCCCGAGCGCCCUGGCCGUCCCCCAGCCGCAAGCAACAACCACGUCCGUGGCCUCCAUGCCGGGCCACUACGAGUGCAGCUCCGUCACAACCAUCACCAGCACCGUGGGGACCAACAUCCACUGCCUGCGCGAGGCCGCCGAGGUCUGCAUCCGGCCGACCAGCACCUGCCAGCCGGGCGAGCCGACGGGCCGCUCGUUCCCGACUGUCACCUCGUACAACCCGCCCUCGUGCACUGUCGACGUGCUGAUUAAGGAGGGCGGGUGCGGGUAUUGUGCUAGCUGUCUGGCUGCUCCUACGGCCUAG
Molecule: messenger RNA, 348 nt
Organism: Anthostomella pinea
Lineage: Eukaryota; Fungi; Ascomycota; Sordariomycetes; Xylariales; Xylariaceae
Source: the annotation of a GenBank genome assembly